Messenger RNA from Leishmania major strain Friedlin, 4749 nucleotides. RefSeq names its product putative DNA-directed RNA polymerase III largest subunit. Gene Ontology annotation, molecular function: DNA-directed RNA polymerase activity; DNA binding; methylated-DNA-[protein]-cysteine S-methyltransferase activity. The transcript has a single exon. The record is from RefSeq and is a predicted model, not a curated record. Gene Ontology annotation, biological process: DNA-templated transcription; DNA repair. Lineage: Eukaryota; Euglenozoa; Kinetoplastea; Trypanosomatida; Trypanosomatidae. The coding region runs from base 1 to 4749 and encodes 1582 amino acids.
AUGUCUCAGACGGCCACCACGGCUGCGCAGUUUGUGCAGCCGCUGCUUGAUAAGCCGGUGGAGGUGACCUCGAUCAAGUACAGUCUCCUCUCUGAAGACACGAUCCACCGCCUCUCGGUCCUGCCCUGCCACCGCGUGAUUGGGACCGAAAAGAACUUCGGCGUCAACGAUGGCCGCCUUGGCCCGAGUGACCGCUUGUCGGUGUGCAACACCUGUGGUCAGCGCAGCAUCGAGUGCACUGGCCACGCCGGCCACAUCGACCUCGAGGUGCCCGUCUUCCACCUCGGCUACUUCUCUGCAGUCAUUCGAGUGUGCCGCACAAUCUGCAAGCGCUGCUCCAACGUACUCCUCACACGAGAGGAGAUGGAGUACUACCUGCACCGGUUGAGGUCCACGACACAUGAGCCGCAGCAGCGCGCCGCCAUCAUCAAGGGUAUCCAGGAGGACGCCUACAAGACGCGCGUGUGCCUCAUGUGCGGUGGGCUGAACGGCACGGUGCGGCGGGUGCGGCCAAUGCGUAUCGUCCACGAAAAGUACCUCGUCGAUUUGCGCCGCGGUGAGCAGGCGAACGAGGACCCGACGGCGUUUUUCCAGGAGGAGCUGCGGUCCGCUGUGAUGCACAACUCGGAGGUGGGCGCGCACAAGGAGUUCGUACACGAGUUCCUGCAUCCGCAGCGUGUGAAGAAGCUUUUCGAAGCGAUUCCGCAGGAGCAGGUGCCGUUGCUAGGCCUGCAACCUGGCACCAGUCCAUGCAGCCUCCUCAUCAGCACCUUGCUCGUCCCACCCGUGUGCGUGCGGCCGCGCGGCAUGUCGACGACGAGCCACAUCCGCGAGGAUGACUUGACGACGCAGUACAACGAGAUUCUUAUCUGCUCUGACAUGAUGAGCGACGGCACAAACGACGCCGCGCGCAGCGUAGAGACGUGGGAGCUGCUGCAGACGCGUGUGGCGCGGCUGCUGGAUGCGGCGCUGCCAGGGUUUCCUUCGCACUUGCGCACCGUCGAGUGCAAGUCCUACGCGCAGCGCAUGAAAGGCAAGCAGGGCCGUUUCCGGGGCAACCUCAGCGGCAAACGCGUCGACUUCUCUGGACGGUCUGUCAUUUCACCCGACCCAAACCUUCGCAUCGACGAGCUCGCCGUGCCGCUGCGCGUCGCGCGUGUGCUGACGUACCCGCAGCGCGUCUUUGCUGGCAACAUCCAGCUCAUGCGUCGACUCGUGCGUAACGGCCCGCACGUGCACCCGGGCGCCCUCACCGUUUACCUUUCGAAGGAGUGCUCGCGCAAGUCGCUGCGCAACGCCCGCGACCGUGAGGCCAUCGCGGCGCGCCUCAGCAUAGGCGACGUCGUGGAGCGGCACGUGAUGAACGGUGACUACAUCCUCUUCAACCGCCAGCCGUCGCUCCACCGCAUAUCGCUCAUGGCGCACCGCGCACGCGUGCUGCCCUUCCGUACAUUUCGGUUCAAUGAGUGCUGCUGCGCACCGUACAACGCCGACUUCGACGGAGACGAGAUGAACAUCCACGUUGUGCAGACGGAGGAAGCCCGCGCAGAGGCGAAGGAGCUGAUGCUGACGUCGCACAACAUCAUCACUGCCAAGAACGGUGAGCCCAUCAUCGCAUGCACGCAGGACUUUCUGACCGCCGCCUACCUGGUGACCUCCCGCGACGCCCUUUUCGACCGUGCCUCCUUCACGCAGAUGGUGUCCCACUGGCUUGGCAACGAGACACAGUACGCGCUACCAAUUCCAGCCAUCCUGAAGCCAGCGGAGCUGUGGACCGGCAAGCAGCUCUUCGAGCUCAUCCUUCGGCCAACACCAGAGACGCAGCUGCUGCUCAACUUGGAGGCGAAGGCUCGCUUCUACUCUGGUGCUGGCCGGCACGACGACCCGGCGGAAGGGUAUGUGGCGUUCCUCGACUCCGUCUUUCUCUCCGGCCGCCUCGACAAGAAGCUGCUGGGUGGCGGCGCCAAGGACGGACUCUUUGCCCGCCUCUACGCCCUGGGCGGAGGGGAGCAGACGGCGACGUGCAUGUCGCGCAUCGCGCAGUUCACCGCCCGCUACCUUCAGAACUAUGGCUUCUCCCUUGGUCUCGGUGAUGUGUCGCCAACGCCGUCGCUCAACGAGAAGAAGGCGGCCGUGCUGGCCGUGUCCUUCGAUAAGUGCGAUCGUCUCAUCUCUCUCGCCAAGACGGGCCGGCUCAUCCCCAAGCCUGGGAUGAGCGUGAAGCAGAGCCUGGAGGCGAUGCUGAACGCGGAGCUGUCGCAGGUGCGUGACGCGUGUGGUUCGGCCGCCGUGCAAGCGUUGGAUGCCAAGUCGAACGCACCCCUUAUCAUGGUGAACUCGGGGAGCAAAGGCAGCGCCCUCAACACUGCACAGAUGAUGGCGUGCGUGGGGCAGCAGACGGUCAGCGGCAAACGCAUCAUGAACGCCUUCCAGGACCGCGCCCUGCCGCACUUCCCGCGCUUCGCCGAAGACCCCGCGUCGCGCGGCUUCGUGGCCAGCUCCUUCUACUCUGGCCUGUCGCCGACGGAGUUCUUUUUCCAUGGCAUGGCCGGCCGCGAGGGUAUUGUCGAUACAGCCGUCAAAACCGCAGAGACGGGCUACAUCUACCGCCGCCUCAGCAAGGCCAUGGAGAACCUGAGCGUUGGCUACGACGCCUCGGUGCGUAGCGUGCAGGGAAACAUUGUGCAGCUGCGGUACGGCGAGGAUGGCAUGGACCCGUGGCUGAUGGAGGGGGCGCACGGCACGCCACUUAACCUCGAUCAGGAGUGGCUCAGCAACCGUGCCGCCUACGCCCGCUUUCGAAAGCACAUCGACAGUGUCAUCAGUGAGGGAUGGGGCAGUGGUGGGCUGGCCGCAUCAGCGGAUCCGCUCCUCCAAACGUACCGCAGGCUCUACGAUGAAUGGCACGCCGUGUCCAUGCUCCCUGGUGAGCUGGACACCUUCGUGCAUCAUCUGCUGCACGCGGAUGAGGCGACGCUCGCCUCCUGCGCACGCCUGAUGGAAGUGGAGGCGGCGAUACGCGGUGCGACACCGUCGUCUGCGGCCGCCAGUCAGCAGUUGUUACAGCAGCUCGCGCAGCAGCACGGCAGCGACCGCCUGCGCAGCGACAUUCAGGCGUUCUUCCGCAAGAAGCGCGACGAGCUGGUGCAGCUGCGGCAGAAGCUGAAGCUGCCCUUGGACGCCCAUGCGCCUGCAGCGGCGAGCGCCAAGGCAGUUCGCGGCGGAGAAAAACGGAAGCCAGGUCCACACGGUGACGUGCCGCCAUCCGUCACAGCCGAUGCGUCAACCAGCGCAGCUGCAGUGCAGGCGUUUGCAGAGUCGCUGCAGGCCGAGCUGCUGCCACUUACCAAAGGCAUGCUGCUUCACUUCCUCGAGGCGUCAGCGCGCAAGGUGCACCGCAAGCUGUGCGAGCCCGGCACGCCGUGCGGCGCCAUCGCCGCUCAGUCUGUGGGCGAGCCGAGCACACAGAUGACGCUCCGCACGUUCCACUUUGCAGGUGUGGCCAGCAUGAGCAUUACGCAGGGUGUGCCACGCCUCGUGGAGAUCAUCAACGCCAACAAGAGCAUCGCCACUCCGGUUAUCACGGCUCCCAUUGUGUUAGAGGACGAAUUCACGUCGAUAGACCUCGCGUCGGCGAGCCGUACGCAGUACCAAGCCGCGCGCGCGGUGAAGGGCCUGAUGGAACGGGUGCUGCUGAAGGAGAUCACACGCGAAAUGGUGGAGGUCGUGACGCCGCGGGCGUAUUACAUUCACAUCUUCCUCAACAUGGAGCUCAUCGAGCGCCUCCUGCUGCCAAUCGAUGCGGCGGUGGUGUGCCAGCGACUCUACGCGGCGGCCGCGCGGCCCAUGUCGCCGCUGCGCCAUCUCUCCGAGGCGUGUGCCGACGUGGUGAGCCGUGACUCCCUCGUCAUCAAGUCCUACGAGAAGGACCCGGCGCGGGUGCACUUUAACGUUCAGCACCUGCUCACCCUCCUGCCCGAUCUCGUGGUCGGUGGCGUCCCAGGCGUCAACCGAGUCAUGAUUGCCGACCGCUCGGAGAAGCUGCUGGCGGAGGGAGCGGAGCUGUUGUCGGUGAUGUCGCUGCCGUACGUUGAUGGUGUGCGUACCACGUGCAACCACGUCGCCGUCAUAGAGCGCGCGCUCGGCAUCGAGGCCGCCCGCGAGACCAUCGUGAAGGAAAUUACAAGCAUCUUGCAAGCCUAUUCGCUCAACAUCGACAUCCGGCACAUCUACCUCCUGGCCGACGUGAUGACGAGUCGCGGCGUGGUCCUUGGCAUCACUCGAUACGGCAUCCAAAAGAUGAACAACAACGUCCUCACCAUGGCGUCCUUCGAGCGCACCACGGAGCACUUGUACAAUGCGGCGAUGACGGAGAGGGAGGACGUCAACCUCAGCGUCUCCGAAAGCAUUAUCAUUGGCAAGCCGAUCCCCCUCGGCACCAGCAGCUUCAACAUCCUGCUCAACAAGGGCAGCGUUGCGCCACCCGGCUCCAACACGGGUCGAAUGCCGUCGCCCCAGCGCAGCGCCCACGCAGCAGCCGCGGCCUUGAAGUCGUCUGGCAAGGCUGCGGCGGUCGGCAAGCACAGCAAGAAGGUGGAGCCGACGCCGAAGGAGGUGUUCCUGCGCAGCUCUUUCAUGGCAUACGCCGCCGCGCACGGGGCGGCGACGCAUCGAGGCCUGCGUGGCUGCUUUUCAAGUCGGUCGCUCUCCGCCGAGGGGGUCUUCCGGUUGGACCUCUUCGCGUCGUGA